This is a messenger RNA of Oryctolagus cuniculus (rabbit), 1359 nucleotides long. It is a transcript of the gene CCRL2, whose product is annotated as C-C motif chemokine receptor like 2. Gene Ontology annotation, cellular component: external side of plasma membrane; membrane; cytoplasm. Gene Ontology annotation, molecular function: C-C chemokine receptor activity; C-C chemokine binding. Lineage: Eukaryota; Metazoa; Chordata; Mammalia; Lagomorpha; Leporidae. The record is from RefSeq and is a predicted model, not a curated record. Gene Ontology annotation, biological process: G protein-coupled receptor signaling pathway; positive regulation of cytosolic calcium ion concentration; inflammatory response.
UUGCUCGCAGAGGCUGCCGAGGGACUGCAGAGGGCUGAGCAGCUCGGAACUCUGUUGACCUCAGCUGGUCUGUGAGUCUGUGACGAUUGGGCAGAGCCACUAGGGGAGUGGGCAGUGGUUUCUCUCACUCCUCGGGGCCAGGAGCAGCCUGCCCAAGAAGGAAGCUGGCUUUCCCCGGGCCCAAACAUUCUCACGGCUGCGCCCUGCCCCCCAGGAACGUGGUCAGGGGGGCGGCUGAGAGAUGGAGAACGGCACGGCGGCCCCGGAGGAGGACUACGACGUCCUCAUAGACGGCGACCUGGAGAGCAGCGAGACGCCGCGAUGCGAGGCGGACGCUGCCUCGGUCCUCUCGGCCCAGCUGGUGCGGCUGCUCUGCUCCGCCGUGUUCACGCUCGGCCUCCUGGACAACGUCCUGUUCGUGCUCGUCCUGGUCAAAUACAAAGGCCUCAAACAGCCGGGGAGCACCUGUUUUCUGAACUUGGCACUUUCGAACCUGUGUUUCUCACUCAGCCUGCUGUUCUGGGCCGUGACAGCCCCGGCCGAGGACCACGCCACGUGCAGGGCGUUCGCUGCACUCUACUCCGUGGGCCUCUGCGGGGAGGCGUGCUUCAGUGCCCUUCUGACUGUGCAAAGCUACCUGGCGUCAUCCCACAGGCCAUGCGGUUCCUCAGCCACCAGGAAGAGGCUGCACAGCAUCGUGACCAGCGUCCUGGUCUGGAUGGUCAUCGUCAUCGCAGUCACCUUGCCUGAAUCCAUCUUCUACAAACCUCCGACCGACGGCCAGCGACCCACAUGCUCCUUCAGCAGGCCUCACCUCCUGCCCGUGGAAGACACACUCUGGCAGCGCUUUCUGGCUCUCAGGACGAACGUCCUGGUGCUCGGGCUGCCGCUGUGUGUGCUGGUUUUCUGCUUUGUGCACAUGAGAACAGCACUGAGGCACAGGGCUGGGGGCGACCGGCUUUUCCAGCUGGCUUGUGCCGUCUCGCUCUUCUUCCUGCUGAUGUGGGCGCCCUACAACAUCGCGCUCUUCCUGGCCGCCUUCAAGGACAACCUCUCCCUGCACGGCUGCCAGCACACGUCCCACCUGCACACAAGUGUGCAGGUCACCAAACUCCUGGCCACUGCCCACUGCUGCGUCGCCCCUCUCCUCUGGGUGCUCCUUGAUGAGCCCUUGCGGAACACCCUCAGCCGCCGGUUCCCUGCGUGCCACUGCUCCCCACGCCGCCCCAGCUCCCCACGCCGCCCCAGCCAGGGGUCUGCACGAGCUUCGCCGGAGGAAGACCGUGACCUCUCCACUCACUUGUGAACUGGCUGCCAUCAAGGGCAGGACAAAUAAACACGGCUGUCUGUCUCUUUGCA